UCGAAAUCCCAAACGAAACAUCCCCGCAAACGCACUACACAAAAGCGCUUUUCCUUCUCUUUCAAUCCAAAACCUUCACCGGAAAACAACCAAAAUGUCACUGGAUACGUCUAAAAGCAACAAGAUCCGUCGCAUUGUCCGCCUCCGUCAAAUGCUACAACACUGGCGCAAGAAGGCACGUGCGGCGGCCUACAGAGCACCGCCAUCCGACGUUCCCGCCGGUCACGUCGCUGUCUGCGUCGGCAGCGGCUGCCGGCGAUUCAUCGUCCGCGCUACCUUCCUGAACCAUCCGAUCUUCCGUAAGUUACUCUCACAGGCCGAAGAAGAAUACGGCUUCGAAACGCGAGGUCCUCUGGCUCUUCCGUGCGAUGAAUCGGUCUUCGAAGAAGUUCUCCGUGUCGUCGCUCGCUCUGAGUUGAGUAACUCAUCGCGAAAUUCGAAUCUCAAGGAUUUACAAAGGCGAUGCGAUGAAGAUGUAAGAAUUAAAAACCUCGAGUUCUUAGGCGAAUCGAGACCUUUACUGUAUGGAUUCUCUGAUAACAAAUCCGUUUGUUGAAGUCUUUGAGUAACUGAGUUGCCGCCGAAUCGACUCGGACAUCGCUGAAUCGAGUUCCGGUGAGUCGAUAGACUUCUUCUUUUUUACUUUUAUGUGCUAACAAAUAUCACAGUGGUAAAAUUAUCGGAUUAUACCGAAGCUACGGGUCCUCCUCUGGUCAGAUUUGGCCGGAGAGACGGCCCGACGGCUAUUAACGGUUGCGUUAGCGAGUCAGUCGGCGUGGAAUCGGUGGUUUUUCUUCUUCUCUUAUAGCCUGUAAAUGCCCUAAUGAGGCCUCCAUUAACUUUUUUUUUCCUUGUAGAAAAUUGAAGAAAAGUAUAGAUAAGUCUUCUUUUUAGUAUUCAUUCAUAAAAUAGUUCAAAUUUCAAGUGAUGAAA
This is a messenger RNA of Benincasa hispida (wax gourd), 933 nucleotides long. Its product is annotated as SAUR-like auxin-responsive protein family. The record is from RefSeq and is a predicted model, not a curated record. Gene Ontology annotation, biological process: response to auxin. NCBI's taxonomy places the organism in Eukaryota, Viridiplantae, Streptophyta, Magnoliopsida, Cucurbitales, Cucurbitaceae.